Messenger RNA from Bicyclus anynana (squinting bush brown), 4801 nucleotides. RefSeq lists its product as uncharacterized. Lineage: Eukaryota; Metazoa; Arthropoda; Insecta; Lepidoptera; Nymphalidae. The record is from RefSeq and is a predicted model, not a curated record. The transcript has 2 exons. Gene Ontology annotation, biological process: proteolysis. Gene Ontology annotation, molecular function: aspartic-type endopeptidase activity. The coding region runs from base 1001 to 4639 and encodes 1212 amino acids.
GUUAACGCCAAAGAAUGGCAUUGUUGAUAGUGCGGUCGAACCCUACCCUCUGCUACCGUGGACUUUAACUUAUAACAGAUAUGUCAUCUGUAUUAUUAUUAUAUAACGUCAUUUUAUCUACCUUGUCUAUGACAAUUUGUAUUUAAAAGAAAGAAUUAAAUUAUAACGGACACUCCGCUGUAAAAAUCCGAAAUAGUUGUUUCUUUCUCACCUUUGUAAUCCUGCAAAAUAGUUAAGAGAUCCUGUAGUCAGAAUCUCAUUGUGUAGAUUCAAUAAUUUACAUAAUUGGCGACCGUGUGACAAAACUACAAAGAAAUUGAGAAGAAAAUAAUCAAAUCCAGCGUGAGUCGGAGUAGCCAUCACCGAAACGUCAAAUUCGUUUCGCGGUAUCAGGCUCAAACAAAGAAGCCAUUGCUGCCAGGCCGGGACCCGCCAGUUCCGCAAGUACCAGGCGCAAUAAGAAAACCCAGCAUCGGACACCGCCGUAAUCGUCGGGCCGAAGAAAUCGUCGUUCCGGAGCAUCGGAACGGAACGCAGCCACUGCGUCCCGCAAAUAUCGGGACCAAUCUCCAAGAGGGACACUCAUCGAGCGCCGGCGUAGUCGUCAGGCCGAAUCAAUUCAGAUAAGUGCCCAAAAUCCACAUUAAAACAUCAUAUUCAUCCAUUCAUAUUCAUCCAUCCAUAUUCAUUCAUCACAAAUCCAUUUCGCAAUUCAUCCAUAGCUCCAAAUUCAUCCACAUAUCACGCACUAUUCGUAUAGGUAUCCAUUUGAAUAACACAUUCACUUAAUUAUUGUAAAUUUGCACCUCAUAAUAUCAUACGUGACUCAUACGCGUCAUCCACCAUUUAAAAAUUUUAACGGUACGUGCAUCGCAUCGGUCACUGCGCGGGCGACUAAACUCAACUCAGUUACGUAAUAUUGUACCUACAAGUACAUCGCGAGUGCAAAAAAGAUAAGAAACCGGUUUGGACAGACCGCGCGCGUCGUAUUUGCAUAGUUAUGUCGCUCAAAGAAUUAAUUUUAAAACGCAGCGCUAUUAAGGGCCGAAUAACUAAGUUUAAAAAUUAUCUGGCUAAAAUAAGUCAAGAGUCUUUAGAUACGUUGCAAUUAAGCGAGUUAAAAAUUAAGUUAAGUAGAUUCGAGCGCUUAGAUAGCGAGUUUUCGAAAUUACAAGGCCAGAUAGAAACAUUAAAUGAAAGUGAGCUUGAUGACGAACUGGAUACCCGCGAGGAAUUUGAAAACGAAUUUACUAGUUCCACCGCCUUGGCCCUCGACAUUGUAUCGCGUUAUGCGAACGUUCGCAGUGCUGAAGGGUCUCAUAACGUUUCACUAGCAGCCGAUGGUUCUAAUAACAGCCAAGAACAAGCCGUUAGUCACGAGAUCGGGUUCAAACUGCCACUUAUUCAAAUUUCAAAAUUUGAUGGCACAAUUUUCCGAUGGCUCGAAUUUCGCGACACAUUUAAAUCAUUAAUUCACGAUAAUGCUCGCAUCCUACCAGUUCACAAAUUCCAUUAUUUAAAUUCAUAUCUGGAAGGAGAGGCCGCCCGUGUUGUCGGAAAUUUGGAGGUUUGUGCCGCGAAUUACGACAAGGCGUGGGGCUUGCUAUGCGAGCGUUAUAACAAUAAGAGGCAGUUAAUAAGCAAUCACCUCGACGCUUUGUUUAACAUUGAAUUACUGUCUCGCGAAUCUGAACAUUCGUUACGCGCAUUAAUAGAUAACGUAAAUAGAAAUUUGCGCGCUUUAGCGAGUUUAGGCCAGCCCACCGAGCAUUGGGACACACUAAUUAUACAUAUGGUUUGUUCUAAGGUGGAUAAUCAAACUAGCAUGAAAUGGGAGGAGCACCGAAACACUUUGGAUGAGAUGCCAUCUUUAAAUCAAUUCAACAAGUUCUUAAAGGACAGAGCUGACGUUUUAGAGUCGUUUAAUCGAAAUAAGGCUCAACAUCAACGAACAUCUAAUCCGCCAAACGCGAGCGGUAAAAAUAGAAAUACAAAUCCACACAGGUCGGUAACUCUUACCUCACAAUCAAACACACAUGUUCGCAAUAUAAAUAAUAAGUUACGCGAUCCUUGUGUUGUAUGCAAGGGAAAUCAUGCAAUUUAUUCUUGCCCUACAUUCUUAAAUAAGACUCCUGAGCUGAGACUAGCUGAGGCUCAGAGGCUUGGGCUUUGUAUAAAUUGUCUGAUGUCCAACCAUCGAACUCGCCACUGCUAUGCGAGUCGUUGCCGCGAGUGUAAGGGGCGCCAUGCCACGCUCCUUCACAGACCUUGUCCAGCAGGGCGAGAUCAGAAUAGCUCCGUCGCAGCCCAGUCGGCUUCCGACGAUCUAUGUGUAAAUUUUUCCAGACAAUCCAUUGCUCACGUCAUGCUGUCUACCGUGUUGCUAGAAGUUUCAAACCCAGCGACCUUUAAGUCUGAGACAGUUCGUGCGCUACUGGACAGCGGCAGCCAGUCUAGUUUUUUGAGCAAGCGGGUCAAGGACAGCCUAAAUCUGGAGUCGAUACCCACCGACCUCAGAAUUGUAGGAAUAGGUAACACCAAAAAUAAUCGCGUGACUGAGAGGUGUUUUGUAAAAUUGAGAUCCCUACAAAGUGAGUACCAGACCGACUUAACUUGUUUCAUACUACCGCAGUUAACUACAAACAUACCAAAGUUACACAUUGAUCGCAAAUAUUUUAGCCUACCUUCAAACACUAAGCUUGCCGAUCCUGAUUUUAACAGCCCAGCGCCUAUUGAUGCGCUUAUAGGGGCGGAUCUGUACUGGGAGAUAAUGGGUUCUACUAUAAAAUCGUUAGGUGACGGAAGGCCAUAUUUAUGUAACUCGCAAUUCGGUUGGAUUAUUUCCGGACCAAUAGAAUUGAGUAGGUGCACAAAACAAAACAAUUGCAAUUUUGCUGUUACCGCGUUAUCGGACGAGCAAUUAGACAAUCAAAUAUCGAAAUUCUGGGAAGUCGAAGAGCUACCGCAGAAAUCACUUCUUAGUGAUAGCGAGAAAGUGUGUGAGCAACACUUCAAAACACACACAACUCGUUUAGAAUCCGGUCGUUUUAGCGUCCGAUUACCUCUUAAGGAUUCACCCACGACCUUAGGAAAUUCACUAAGUCAGGCUAAGAAACGAUUUUUCAACUUAGAAAAACGAUUUCGUAAGCAACCUGAAUUAAAACAGGCCUACCGCGAAUUCAUAAACGAAUAUAUAGACUUAGGUCAUUGUUCCGAAUUAACGAACUUUUCAUCAAAAUCGGGCUAUUUUCUUUGCCAUCAUCCAAUUAUUAGGCUAAAAAGCGAAUCAACUCGCUUACGAGUGGUCUUUGAUGGAACGGCGCCUUCUAGCAACGGAGUUAGUAUAAAUAGUUUACAGCUCAUAGGGCCUACUAUCCAAGACUCUCUUCUAUCCAUUAUAUUACGGUUUCGAUUACACAAAUACGUUCUCACCGGCGAUAUAGAAAAAAUGUAUCGGCAGAUAGAAAUUAACGAAAAGGAUCGAAAUCUCCAAUUGAUAUUAUGGCGGGAGGACGAAAAUGAACCGUUACGCGCAUUACAGCUAAAUACCGUUACCUACGGGUUCGCAAGCGCUAGCUUCUUGAGCACUAGGUGUCUUUAUCAACUAGGAGAAGAAUGCGUUGACGAAAAAAUCAAAACAAUAAUACAACAUGAUUUUUAUUACGAUGACCUACUAACGGGAGCCGAUACAAAGGAUCAGCUGUCUUACAUUUUAAAUUCUAUACAAACCUCGUUAAAGGAAGGUUGUUUCAAUUUAAGAAAGUUUCGUUCAAAUUUGCCUUGUAUUUUUCAAAAUUCUAACUUAAAUUUGGAAGACAAUCUAUGUCUUAGCAACUCAACAAGCGCGUUAGGUCUAGGUUGGGACCCUAAAUCUGAUAUUUUACAUUUUUCAUGCCAAACUCCGUUGGAGCGCAGAGCAGAUAUUAUGUCGAAGCGUCAAAUAGUAUCGAACACUUGUAAAAUUUUCGAUCCUCUAGGUUUAAUUUCCCCGUCCAUUAUUCUAGCUAAGAUACUCGUUCAAAAGAUAUGGACGCUCAAGUUAGAUUGGGAUCAACCAGUACCGCCUAACAUAAUAAAAGAGUGGGAUCGCGUGCAAGCGAACAUAGACGUUUUAAACACAAUUAAUAUUCCGCGUUAUGUGCUCUGCGACUAUCUUGUUAAAGUCGAACUUCAUUCAUUUUGCGAUGCCUCGAUGAGCGCGUAUGGCGCUUGCAUUUACUUAAAGUCAACAGACGCGCACGGAAGAGUGAGUGUUAAUCUUUUGUGUUCAAAAUCGCGAGUAGCACCGUCGGGAAAGCCGAUGACAAUUCCGCGUUUAGAAUUAUCCGCAGCAUUGCUCGCCGCUAGACUUUGCGUAUCGUGCCUAGAUUCACUUCGCACACCUAUAGUUAGCUGUGUGCAUUGGUGCGAUUCAAGUGUUGUGCUCGGGUGGAUAAAUACUAGUCCCAGUAAAUUAAAAAUGUUUGUGGCUAACCGAGUGGCUGAAAUUUGUGAAUCUACGCGAAGCAGUUCUUGGCGGCAUGUACCUACGGAAUCGAACCCGGCUGACCUUAUAUCAAGAGGUGUCGACGCCAUACGUUUAAAAAAUUCGAACCUCUGGUGGAACGGGCCUGGAUUCCUACGCUUAGAGGAAUGUUAAUGGCCUACUAAAAUAAACUGUAAGGGCACUUUCUAAUCGGUCGGCCUCUGACUGCGCUUCCGUCACCGCCCAUCGCAGACCUGAGCUCCAGCAGUCUCGAUCGUUACAAGAGGCUGGAGAAGGUGCGACAGCAAUUUUGGAGUCGCUGGCAGAAGGAGUAUA